Molecule: messenger RNA, 1827 nt
Organism: Penicillium verhagenii
Lineage: Eukaryota; Fungi; Ascomycota; Eurotiomycetes; Eurotiales; Aspergillaceae
Product: fungal specific transcription factor domain-containing protein
Exons: 2
Coding region: 1-1827 (608 amino acids)
Biological process (GO): positive regulation of transcription by RNA polymerase II; DNA-templated transcription
Molecular function (GO): DNA-binding transcription factor activity, RNA polymerase II-specific; sequence-specific DNA binding; zinc ion binding
Source: RefSeq, a predicted model, not a curated record
AUGGACCCGCCGUUGGGACCCCUCAUGGCCCCGCUCAGGCUCGCCGCCCAUCCACUCUACCCGCAUGUCGACGCUGUCGGCAGCAGAAGAAGCGAUUUAGUAAAUCAGUCGUUGCCAGCGGGUGGGCCGCAGAUCGAGUCCGUUGAGACGGGUAGGGAGUUGUCUCUAGGAUCACUCGGGCCGUCCAGUGGGAACCGGUCGCCAUCAAUUGAUGCGAUCGAGAAAAUGGAAACCGAUAGUAGCGUGCGCGAAGAGAGCCAGGAUUCUUCUUCCAAGGUCGAGGAAGAUGAUGAUAAGGCUAUAUCUGUUUCAGGGGGGCGGAAAUGUCUGCAAGCUUAUUUUCGACAUGUUCACCGCGCAUAUCCCUUUUCUGAUAGCGAGGUUGCGCAGCAGGAAUUCGAGAAUAUUUGCACCCAAGAAGCGCAGAAUGGGUUUCUUUCGCGAUCGGCUGUGCCAAGCCGGCUGCACAUGUUAAUGGCGAUUGGGUUUACGACACUGCAGCGGGCCGGCGAAGCACAGGAUAUUGAAGAGCGACCAUUCGAGCCGUGUUUGAAGACUAUUCUGUGCGAAUGUGUUACCCGAGUUGAGGAACAUUCGGCAGGCACUUUGCUCCUGCUGGGCUUGUACCUCUUGUUCAAGCCCAGUGAUCUGGAUCCCAGAUCCAUCGUUGGCGUUUUGACCCGCCACGCAUUAGCGAUCGGACUAGUGAGCGAGACACCGGCAUGCCAAAACCUUUCUCCUCGUUCAUUAGAGCUGCGUCGUCGGUUGAGUUGGUCAAUCUAUGUUUUCGACCGUAUGAUCGGCAUUUCAUACGGACUUCCAUUCGGGUUAUCGAACGACUCAAUGCAAGUCCCAUUGCCAAGCAUCAUGAUCCACGAAUAUGGGUCGCAAGAGGGUCACCAGUAUACGAUCGCGCUCCAAGUCAGCAGGCACGUUAUUGCUCUCCGACAACUCGAGACCCGAAUUGUAAAUUCCAUUUAUAGCCACAGCCCUCCGGUGCACCCGCAGGAGUUACGGCGCCAGAUCGAAGAUUGGUAUACACAGGGUUGCCUCCUAUCUAGCUCGGCGCUGUGGGAGCAGGACCAGGUCCCAUUUCAUACGACCAUCACCUGGUUGAAUGUCCGCUACCAAAAUCUUCUUAUCCUACUAUAUACACCCGCAAGAGCCGAUUCGGCAUCAGAAGACAACCUGGCCCAGCUGCAGGCAGCUGCGCAGCAGUAUAUUCAACUGAGCCUCAUUCUCCACGAACACCGUCAUCUACCCAUGAACUGGGUCACUCUGUGUCGCUUGCUCUCACUGUCGGCUAUCUUUCUUUACUGUGUCGCGCAGUGGUCCCCGGCAUUCCAAGAUAUUCCAGAGAUUACCCUACUCGCCUCCUUACUGGAAUUGUUUGCACCCACUUGGAUUCCUGCACACGAAGCGGCUCGCCUUCUGCGAUGCCUGGCGGAUAUUACUGGGAAACAGAAAAAUCCCAUCAUACCACUAAGUCAGUCCUCGGCAUCCUCGGUCAUAACUUCUCCUGGGCUAGAGGUAGAACGUGGUCUCCAGGUGAUACAAGAUGAGUUAGCUGUGCUACUGAGUGAUACCUUAGGUGAAGCAAGCUUUUAUAUAUGGCCUUUGAGAUCUAAAGUCGCCGAUAGAAGGCUGUCGCACCAAUAUGUUACUCUGGAUGGCAUGGGUGGUAUUCCUGAUGGAGCACAAUUCGGAUCACGGAUCGGUAUCCCGCAAAACACCAUUUUGACACCUGCAGACAAUGCUCUGACAGAAAGUCCACUGGAAACACAAUGGAUGAGUCUGCUUGGUGGUCUUGGAUCGGAUAUGCUCUGA